CCAGCCCAGCCCAGCCCAGCCCAGCCCAGCCAGUGGCUCCACACGCCGAGUUUGAGUCUCCUCAGCGCCCGUAGUUCUUGAACUUUCACCGCCCCUCAGCGCCGGCGCCGCGCAUGGCACGCAUGCGUCGUUCCUUUGAAUGGCUGGCGCCCUUAUCCUAGCGGCGGCGGGGGCCGCGGGGGCCGCGUUCCUGGCCCUGCGGCUGUGGGUGGUGCUUCAUUCCCGGGUCGCCGUGCCGCGGGAGUCUCUCAGUCUCCUGGUGGUGGCUGGGUCCGGCGGGCAUACUGCUGAGAUCCUGAGGCUGCUGGAGAGCUUGUCUAAUGCUUACUCCCCUAGACAUUAUGUCAUUGCUGACACUGAUGAAAUGAGUGCCCAUAAAAUAAAUUCUUUUGAACUAAAUCGAGCUGAUAGAGACCCCAAUACCAAGUUUCCCGAAUACUAUAUUCACCGCAUUCCCAGGAGCCGUGAGGUCCAGCAGUCCUGGCUUUCCACGGUGCUCACCACCUUGUACUCCAUGUGGCUCUCCUUUCCCCUGACUCACCGAGUGAAGCCAGAUUUGGUGUUGUGUAAUGGACCAGGAACAUGUGUUCCUAUCUGUGUAUCUGCCCUUCUCCUCGGGAUACUAGGAAUAAAGAAAGUGAUCAUUGUCUACGUUGAAAGCAUCUGCCGAGUAGAAGAUUUAUCCCUGUCCGGAAAGAUUCUGUUCCACCUCUGCGAUUACUUCAUUGUUCAGUGGCCGACUCUCAAGGAGAAAUAUCCCAAAUCUGUGUACCUUGGGCGAAUUGUUUGACGAAUGACUUACUGCUUUAGAAUUUUGCAGU
Ceratotherium simum simum (southern white rhinoceros) is the source of this 821-nucleotide messenger RNA. RefSeq names its product ALG14 UDP-N-acetylglucosaminyltransferase subunit (gene ALG14). Gene Ontology annotation, molecular function: N-acetylglucosaminyldiphosphodolichol N-acetylglucosaminyltransferase activity. The record is from RefSeq and is a predicted model, not a curated record. Lineage: Eukaryota; Metazoa; Chordata; Mammalia; Perissodactyla; Rhinocerotidae. Gene Ontology annotation, cellular component: UDP-N-acetylglucosamine transferase complex. Gene Ontology annotation, biological process: dolichol-linked oligosaccharide biosynthetic process.